Messenger RNA from Cercopithifilaria johnstoni, 801 nucleotides. NCBI's taxonomy places the organism in Eukaryota, Metazoa, Nematoda, Chromadorea, Rhabditida, Onchocercidae. The record is from the annotation of a GenBank genome assembly.
AUGACUAAUUGGCCUAAUUCUUUGCCACCAUUGUUGCCUCCGAAAACUGUCAUUUUGGCAUGGAAUGCGCAACAUUUUUAUGUGUCCAUGUGGGCGAGCGGAGGCGGUGGUCAAAAGAAUUUGAAUAUGGUUGACGUGGAAGAAGUUGAAAAGUAUAAGGAGCACAGAAAGAAUAAUGUAGAAGGAUUAGGAAGGAAGAUUUUGUGGAAAAGUGAUGAUAAUGAUUCUAGAUUUCGUCUAACCCUCUCCCUUAUUUCUCGAAAAAUUCUGCCGAAUUCAUUGGAAAAGUUUUACGUAGUCGGUGCACAGUCCACAGUUCGUCAUCAUAAAAUCAUCGCGUCAUCGUCACCGUCACCAACCAACAACAUUGAUGGACCAUCGGGUCGGGGGUCGAUGUCCUCGCCGAUCAGGAAGAUAGAGAAGAGGAAGGGGACAAUCGCCAGCAGUAUCAGCCGCCUUCGUACCAGUCAAAUACACAAUAAUAAUGUAUCUGGCGGACAUAUAACAAUACCGCUACCAUUACCACGGGUUUUAAUACUACUCGGGAAAGUCCGCCGUCGCCAUCAUCAUCGUUAUCGCCAAAUUUGGAUAGGGCAUCUCCCGACCCGACCUCCUCCUCCAUCGUCGACCACUAUCUGUCCAUCUACUACUACAACUAAUAAUAAUAAUACUAUUACUACUACUACUACUACUACUACUACUACUGCUACUAUUACUACUACUACUACUACUACUGCUACUACUGCUACAUUUACAAUUGAUAUUACAAUUGUCACUUCCACAACUGGGCUGUGCAGUUAA